Molecule: messenger RNA, 1543 nt
Organism: Nothobranchius furzeri (turquoise killifish)
Lineage: Eukaryota; Metazoa; Chordata; Actinopteri; Cyprinodontiformes; Nothobranchiidae
Gene: pmm2
Product: phosphomannomutase 2
Biological process (GO): GDP-mannose biosynthetic process; mannose metabolic process; protein N-linked glycosylation
Cellular component (GO): cytosol
Molecular function (GO): phosphomannomutase activity
Source: RefSeq, a predicted model, not a curated record
UUAGUUCCGGUGUAACAAGGUUCAAGUUCCUCCGGUCCGUCAGCGAUACGGAACACGCUUAUCUCAGUUGUAGUUCUGAGCAGCUCCGCCGCUGGACCGAGCCGAUCCGGACCAGGAGCAAGGGGACACACUGAGCACGAGACUGCGCGGUCACGGUACAUAGACGGUUUUUCACUUAGGACAAAAUGAGUGAUAACACCGCGGACACGAGCACGCUCUGCCUGUUUGAUGUUGACGGUACACUCACGGCCGCGAGACAGUGUGUGACUCCUGAAAUGAAAGCUUUACUGGAGAAGUUAAGGACUCGGGUCCGAGUCGGAGUGGUCGGGGGGUCAGAUCUCAGUAAGAUCCAAGAGCAGCUGGGAGACGAUGUGAUCCAGAUUGUGGACUACGUGUUCGCCGAGAACGGUCUGGUCGCCUAUAAAAACGGACAGUUACAUUCCAUCCAGUCCAUCCAGGCCCACAUGGGGGAGGAGCUCCUGCAGGACUUCAUCAACUUCUGUCUCAACUACAUGGCUAAAAUCAAGCUGCCCAAGAAAAGAGGAACGUUCAUCGAGUUCCGUAACGGAAUGCUGAACAUCUCUCCUAUCGGACGAAGCUGCACUCAGGAGGAACGCCGAGAGUUUUACGAGCUGGAUCAGAAAGAGAAAAUCAGGGAGAAGUUUGUUUCUGUGUUGAAGGAAGAGUUCAAAGGAAAAGGGUUGUCGUUUUCCAUCGGAGGUCAGAUCAGCUUUGACGUGUUCCCUGACGGCUGGGACAAGAGGUACUGUCUGGGCAUCGUGGAGGAGGACAAAUACUCCAACAUCCACUUCUUUGGAGACAAAACUAAACCGGGAGGAAACGACUACGAGAUCUUCUGCGACCCUCGGACCAUAGGACACGAGGUGUCCUGUCCCGAGGAGACCCAGCAGCUGUGUGAGCAGCUCUUCUUCUCCUGAGGGUGGAGCUGGACGUCGGUUCGGAAGCAUCGGGUGUUUACCCAGCGUGUUUCUGUAAUCAUAAAUCUGUAAUCAAUUUAUGUGUGUGCGUGUGCGUGUGUGUGUCUGUCUGUCUGGAUCUGGAUCUGGUUCUGGAUCUGGAUCUGGAUCUGGAUCUGGAGCCUCUGAGCUGCACCAGAAACAAACCGGACACUUCACCAGCGUCCAGCUCUAAUCGCUUGGUUUUUGGGUUCAUGAAGAUGUUUCUGAGCUCUUCCUUGUUCUCGGUUCAGUCUAAACUGGUUCGGUCCAGUCUGUGUUCUGAUCCAACCGGGAGCAUGAAGCGGGUCACCCUCUGAUGGGGAAGAACCAGCAGGUGUGUCGUGGACCACUGAAGGGUUAGGAGGACAUGAGUUCUGCUGUAAAACGGGUCAGCUGGUAAAAAGGGAAAAUGUUCAGCUACACUAACGGUUCCCAACGUCCGGGUCGGGGUCCCUCUGGGUCGCAAAGCACUAAGAUCCGGGUCAUAAACUCUAACGUGUUUGUGUCUGAGAGGAGACUGAACGUAAACAAAAAACAAACCUGAAAUAGAAGAAAAAUCCUAAAUAAAUGAAAGUUUCAUCUAA